AUGGAUUGUUUUAAUUUAGUACUUUUAGAGAAACUUUUUUACAAAUACACAAAAAAUGGUUGCAUAGAUGAUCUUAAUUAAUGGCAUGGAUUUUUAGAAUUUUUAUAUGUAAACUAAUUGUUCGAUCCUAACGAUAUGCUUAAGAUUAAAGAUAGUGUGAUUUAUUUUCCAUUAGUGUUUGAAAAUCUUAAGAAAAUAUUAGCUAAUGCAAAUAUCUUACCUGCACUUUAAGAAAUGUCUAGAGAAUUGGAUAAAUUAUAUAAUUAAGUGAAUGAUUGUAGAACAACUUUAAAAAACUGGAAUUAUUAAACAUUUUCAGUUGAAGAUAUGAAAUAUACAACUAAAACUUAUGAAGAAAUUGAGAGAGAAUUUUAAGAUUUUAAAAAUGAAUUCGAUGAUUUUGCAGCAGAUGUUAUUAUUGUAAAUUAGCCAAUACAAUCUUUGAAAAGUGUUGUGAAAUCCUUUCCAAUAAUUGAAUCUGUAUUGUAUGACUGUUAUCUAAGAAUCCUUUAGAGUACUUAAGUGUUAAUCGAGAUAAGAUAGACAGAGAAUAUGCUAAAAUAAGAGUUAAAUCUGUUUAAUACCGUAAUUAGGCAAUUAAAAUAUUGAAAUAAGGAUAAAUAAAAGUAUAGGUUGGUUAUGAUCAUAUGAAUGAUUCUCCUGUUGAAGUUUGGCUUAUUCCAAAGUAUUUUUUAUUUUAAUCUAGAUGUAUGUGGAGAUAAUAAGAAUAAUGUGAAUUAUUGAAUACAUUUGAAGCCCAUCAUGAAUUGAUUUUAUCUUAAUUCUUUCCUAAAUAUUUAGGAUAAGAUUUAUUAUCAGAUGAUCAUAACUUUUAGCAUUUUAUGGAAUUAAAAAGGGGGCAUACUUUAAAAUACUUAUUAAAAUAAUCUAAAAAACAACUAACUCCUGAUUUCUUGUUUUUUAGAACUACUAUGAGAUAAGUUUUUGGAGGUCUUUAUGAUAUUUUAAGAAUGACAAGAUUUUAUCCUGUUUUACCUAUUACUUUAUCUAAUAUCUAAGUUGGAAAUGAUGGAGUUUAAAUUUAUUUAAGGAAUGUUAGAUUUUCAGAAUUAAGAGAAGAUGAUUAAAAUUUAGAAGCAACAUUAUUAGAGAACUUUGCCUAAAUUAUUAUGUCUACUUUAGGAAGUAAAUUUAUUCAUUUAUAAUAUAUAGUGAAAAGGGCAGAUGUUGGUAAGUUAGGAAAAUAUUUGGAUUGGAAAAAUCUACUAUAAGGACUGUUUAAUGCUGAAGAAGAUCAUUAACUAUAUAAAAGUAAUUAAUUAUAUUAUCUAAUUAUUAUAGAAGGAGUUAUAUAAUAAAGAUUAACUUUUUGUUAAUUACUCAAUCAUGACUUAUUUGAUGAUGAUUUAUUAAGUAAUUUUGAAGUAAGUGAAGUUGUUCAAAGUUAUCACGAUUGGAUUUCUUGA
Paramecium sonneborni is the source of this 1427-nucleotide messenger RNA. The record is from the annotation of a GenBank genome assembly. Lineage: Eukaryota; Ciliophora; Oligohymenophorea; Peniculida; Parameciidae.